Molecule: messenger RNA, 1654 nt
Organism: Daldinia vernicosa
Lineage: Eukaryota; Fungi; Ascomycota; Sordariomycetes; Xylariales; Hypoxylaceae
Exons: 2
Coding region: 196-1035 (279 amino acids)
Source: RefSeq, a predicted model, not a curated record
CUACGUUUUCGGACGACGAGAAGCGGUUCGUCUUAGGUGAAAUAAUUAAAGUCAGCACCAUAGAUAUCUCCACCCUUGUCGACUUCAUCAAGGUUCACCAUGUCGAGCCGAACUGGAUGUCGAUGCAACUCCCCGGUGGUAUGUAUUCCGGGUCCGCCUCCAUGAGACCCCUCCCUAAUAGCAACAGGCCGUAACAUGAACCAGUGCUUUGGUGCAGUCGAGAAUAUGUUCCAAACCAAAUAUCCGCCGCCGAACUUAACAAGCUUUAAGCGCAAGUCCCUAAGCGAUCUGGUCGAACACCCCGCGAAGAGGCAAGCGAUGAUGGCCCCUAUCGAGCCUCCUUUAGCUUCAGCGCGCAUCAUUCAGCCGCGGCCCCCUCCAAAUGGCUACCCAUCCACCGUACCCGUCAGCAUCAGUCCACCUGUAACCUCGACGGGCAAAAAGCGCGGCCGUCCCUCUAAGGCCGACAAGGAAGCACAGGCUCGUGCAGUCUAUUCGCGGCUGACAGAAUACGCGCCAAUCACGCCCGCUCCCUUGGCUCCAAUCGCAGUUCAGCCUCCACGCGAAUACGCCUCUUCUCCUGGAUAUGAGAUCUCAAGCAAUCUGAACGAUCAAAAGACGAGGAAGCGAGGCUUCGGUGCGGUCGACAGCCCUCAGCAAGCGAAUCUCUCCUUCCCAUUAACUUCUCCAGCUUCGACCACAGACACACCCCGUGCUCUCCCGGAAUCGAUCGAUCAAGUGGAGAGAGCUAACCUGUCGCCUCGGGAUCGAGGGCCGCUUGCGUUGGAUUCGCGAUCACCACCACUCCCUCCACAUAUGCAACAACAGGACUCGUCACAAGGAUUACCUCCCCUACAACCUCGAACUCAGCCCCUACAUCCGCCUCUUUUCCCGCCAUCUCCACGAACUACACACACGUAUGAAUCACACCGAGGCAUUGAUCCCAUAUUCCCGGAUAGAGACAGGUCGAGAAAUAUCCAAGAACCACUGAAAGACGCCCAUCCCCCGGUAACCACGGUUUCGAAUCGGAGUUAAAGACGAGUGUAGUAUAUUAGACGACCAGUAUGGUCAUACGGUGUCACAAUCCCUUUCGGGUGGUUUCGAUUUAUAGAGGGAGGUUUCUGGUUGGGAGGCAUUUUUGCUCUUUUUUCAAAGCUUCGAGGGAUCAACAAACUUCCCUGUAUGUUCUAGGCACUUCACGUCUUCGGGAAGGAUCGGAUACUGCUUCAUGAUAUACCCAUACGGCUUCUUGUUUCUGUUCUACUGCUGGACGGCGGCUAUCUACAUUGUAUUUUCUCUCCUUCUCCACUUCUAGCGAGAGAACGGGUUUUGCCAAUACUAACCCGGCUCGAUACUCCAUUCUGACGACGCCUGGCCACAUGGAUAACUACGAUUUGGUUGGCCUUUUUUUUAUAGCAUUUACUGGCGCAGUUCCGUUACCGGGGGUAUAGAAUUAAGAAUUCUGCUUCUGGUGGUUAGCAAACGCCGUUUUUGUCUGUGUACGAUUUUCCGGGGCGUUCUUGGUUACGUAGGGGGUUAUGGUGGAGGGUAGUGAUGAUGCGUACGGCAUAUAUGUACGUAUGGCUAAGUGUACGUUUACGGGAAAAUACAAAAAGCAACGAAAACUACACUAUCAAAAUGAAUAUUGAAGAUA